ACUUCUCAAGCAAUCUGGGCUUUACUUAUAAUAGGUCCAUUAGGUAUCCCACCCUUUCCCAGAUAGAUUUCACAGAUCCCAUGUGGUUAACACCUACAAGAAAGUAAAAUGGUCCAGCUGGAGACCCCAAUUCUAUAACAUAAUGAUGGUGAUCACAGCUUCAACAGUAAUACGAACCGUCAAUCAAGCUCCAUGCGAGAGAGGAAGUCUUUUUAUGAGUUGCUGGGCCAAUAUAAUCAGAGGACCUCUUUAUCGAAAAGCUCACAUCUUGAAGCAACUCAUGUGUCACUGACACUUCCAAACCAUAUAUCAAUGUCUCAAAUCAAUGUUAUGCCUGUGAAAGCUCCUAUUAUGAGUUUCAUGUGUUGUUUGCUAUUCUAAUACUGGAAAUUAAGAAAAAAAAUCACAAAAGAAACAAAGCUGCCAGAAUUUCGUUAAAGUUUCGACACAAGAUUUUGUCCUAAUUGCCACGAAUAGUAGUUUAUUCAACAACGAGGGUAGUUCUGUAAAUAAGAGAACAAGAUGAAAUGCCCAUCAAUGACACAUCACUUUCCUUUUAUUUGUGAUCCCAUGUGAGCAUCCCUCGAAGAAUGUGACCUGUCAAGCCAUAAACUAUGCAGAUUGGGACUGCUCAUUGUCUCUCAGUAAGCUUUUGCUUAUCUUGGUUUCUCUCCUUUCACUAGUACUACAAGUGAUUCUCAAGUUAUUUAUGGUAACGUCUGUUGGUUCUUAGCUCUUUAAUAUAUAUUGAUUGGAUGUUUUAAGCAGUUUUCAUGUGAUUUGGAGACAAGAUGAAAUCUUUGAGUAGUGUAGGGCUUGGUUUGAGUAUAGUUUUUGGUUGCCUUUUGUUGGCUCUUGUUGCUGAGCUCUACUAUUUGUUAUGGUGGAAGAGAAGGUUUGCUAACAAAGAGAUAGGAGAUGAUUACAGCAGCCCGGCAAGAGAGCUUUUUUUUAUGUUCUGUUUGAGAAAGCCGUCUUCUUUAAGGAACAAUCAAGAACUAUGUUCUUCAGUGAGAAUCACAGAUACACUUGUGCAUCAUGAUCAAGAAUCUCAGCUCAAUAUUAAUACAAGCAAAGAUUUGUUGCUCAGGCCCUUCAGUGAUGAUAACGUGGAGACAGAGCUCAUGAGGCUGCAUAGUCUCUCAGGUCCACCAAGAUUUCUUUUUACAAUUGUUGAAGAAACAAAGGAGGAUUUAGAGUCUGAAGAUGGCAGGUCUAGAGGUGAUAACAAGAGUGCAAAAGAAUCAAGAAGUAGAAGCUUGAGUGAUUUGCUUCUUACUGUGGAGACUCCAUAUCUAACCCCUCUUGCUUCUCCACCAUUUUUCACGCCUCCUCUUACUCCUAACUAUAACCAGAUUGGAUUCAACCAUCUCUUUGAAUCAUCAAAAGAUGCAGAGUUCAACAAGAUACGGUCAUCACCUCCUCCAAAAUUCAAGUUCUUACAGGAUGCGGAGGAGAAACUAUAUGCAAGGAGAUUGAUGCAAGAAGCUGAGGAGAUGGUCCCAAGGAAAGAUUGUUUUGCUCAAGAUUACACCAAAAGACCUACUAGUUCAAAUUUUCUAAAAGACGAGGAUGAUGGGCCUUUUAUCACCAUCAUUGUUGACAGGAACAAAGAAAGAGAGUUUAAUGAACAAAAUCACCAGCUAGCACACCACCCUUCAAGCAGUUCACAGGUACUUCCUCUUGUUGCUUCGCCUUCAACAUCAAAACCAGCAGCUAAGAAAAGUUCCUUCUUUCAUUAGAGCUCCGUGAUCAAGUUAAAUGAGAUAGUUUUUGUUUUUUUUUUCCUUUUCCCUGAAUAUUUCUAUUAAUCAACAUUAGUCUUCUUUUUAGGGCUUUUUUAUUUUCAUUUUCCAUCUUGUUUGGGGAUGGUGUUAAAAGGUUAAUCUUGCUAAAUCCCUUUGCAAUGCAUGCCGAGAAUUUUCAAGGUGAGGGAGACAACAUUCUCUGCAGUAUAAUGUUGAAAGUUGGAAGAGUGCCAGUGGGGGUCUUGUGGGGUAAUUUGUUGCAUUCACUCUUGAUGUCUCCCUGAGCUGUCUGAUACCAGUAAUCAUUCUGGUGAGUAAUGGUACCACUGAUGUUUUUGUCCAAAAGGCACUGUGAAAAAGAAUUCUUUCAAGACCAAA
Messenger RNA from Populus trichocarpa (black cottonwood), 2126 nucleotides. RefSeq lists its product as uncharacterized. Bases 792 to 1742 code for a protein of 316 amino acids. Lineage: Eukaryota; Viridiplantae; Streptophyta; Magnoliopsida; Malpighiales; Salicaceae. The record is from RefSeq and is a predicted model, not a curated record. The transcript has 2 exons.